AUUCAUACCGCGCCGCCCAUGGCACAGCACCAGAACGUUGGUUUAUUCAGAUGGAAAUACUUCCUUCGUGUGCGCCCCACUGCUUUCCACGGAUACAAGCUUGAAAGCUCCCCGGAUAUAAGUGUAGCCAAGGGAGCUAGUGCAACCGAGCCUAGUACCUUCUUAUCGCGAUGUCCUCCACUCCCCACCAUAGCAGUACCCUCGACGAUAAGAAGGACGACCUCAGAGUGGACGUUCUGCGGGCUGGAACUCAAGAUAUCUAUUCGGGGGAAUCCUUAGAUCCUGUGUACCAUGCAAAGGCGAAGAUCCUAAACGAUGCUAUCCAAGAAAUAGGCAUGGGGAAGUACCAACGGUGGCUAUUUUUUAUCGUCGGAUUCGGUUGGUUUUCGGAUAAUCUGUGGCCGUCCACUCUCGGCUUGAUUUACACUUCGGUAACACGGGAGUUCAACGUCCUCGGAGAAUGGAUGCUACUCGGACAGUCGCUUGGUCUGCUCGUCGGAGCAGUCUUCUGGGGCGUCGGUUGCGACGUCUGGGGUCGGAGGUGGUCCUUCAACCUUACUCUCCUCAUAACGGGUGUUUUUGCCCUCGCUGCUGGUGCAUCCCCUAACUACUACACAUUGUGUGUAUGCAUGACUUUUUGGUCUAUCGGCGUCGGGGGAAACCUCCCUGUCGAUUCCGCUGUCUUUCUUGAAUAUAUUCCCGCUUCUCAUCAAUACCUGCUGACGGUGCUCUCCAUCUGGUGGGCGAUCGGUCAGCUCACCGGCGCCUUGGUCGCAUGGCCACUGAUCAGCAACUUCUCUUGUCCAACUACCUCGACAACCUGCCCCUCGUCGUUGAACAAAGGGUGGCGCUACUUCCUCUUCACCAUGGGCGGGGUCAUGAUAGUCAUGUGGAUUCUCCGGUUCUUCGUAUUCAAUCUACAAGAGAGCCCAAAGUUCCUUAUGAGUCGUGGGAGGGACGAGGAAGCAGUUGCAGUCGUGCACAAAGUGGCUGCUUUCAACGGGAAAACGAGUAACUUGACGAUCGAAGAUCUCAAGGAAGCCGAAAGGCUCUUUGGAUCUCCCCGAGGCGAGGCUGCAAUGGCAACGUCCGCGGGGGCCGCUGUGGCGAGGAAGAUCAAGACGCUCGACAGGAGUCACGUUAAGCCACUGUUUGCGACACGAAAACUGGCUUACUCGACGUGUCUGCUGAUUGUUUUGUGGGCUUUGAUUGGACUGGCGUUCCCUCUGUACAACGCUUUCGUGACUUACUAUCUAGAAACACGAGGAUCAGCUGUCGGACAAACUUCGAUCUAUACUACUUACCGUAAUGAAGUCAUCUUGAGUGUUAUCGGUGUACCCGGGGCACUAAUGGCAGGUUACCUCGUCGAAGUCCCGAUCCUCGGACGGCGUGGCACCCUCGCCAUCUUCACUGUCCUCACUGGUGUCUUCAUCCUCGCAUCAACAACUGCUAGAACGUCCAACACGUACCUUGCAUGGAAUUGUGGAUACAGCUAUACCAGCAACGUGAUGUACGGCGUCUUGUACGCCCUCUCUCCCGAGCUAUUCCCAACCAAAACCAGGGGGACAGGAAACGCCAUCGUCGCCACUGCAAAUCGUGUCUUUGGUUUGAUGGCGCCAAUCAUCGCGAUGGAGACAAGCAUCACAACGUCCAUCCCGAUAUGGGUCGCUGGAGGGAUAUUCGUUGCAGCUGGUUUUAUUGCAUUGUUGUUACCCUUUGAACCCCGCGGCAAAGCAUCUCUGUAAAAUAACAAUGUAGCUUAGAUACCUCGCCCUCGAGUCCCGUACAUAGAAUAAUAUGAAGACAUGCACUCCC
Molecule: messenger RNA, 1815 nt
Organism: Pisolithus orientalis
Lineage: Eukaryota; Fungi; Basidiomycota; Agaricomycetes; Boletales; Pisolithaceae
Product: major facilitator superfamily domain-containing protein
Exons: 13
Coding region: 171-1745 (524 amino acids)
Biological process (GO): transmembrane transport
Cellular component (GO): membrane
Molecular function (GO): transmembrane transporter activity
Source: RefSeq, a predicted model, not a curated record